GGGGUUGAGAGCGGGCCUUCCCCAGGGCGGGUCACUCACUGCUGUGGAUCAAGACGGCGCCGCUCCUGUCUCUCUCUGUCUCUCCCGCUGCUUCUGUCAGUGUGGCCACCAUGCUUACGCCCUGGGCAUUAACGUUGUCUCUGUUAAUAAUUCACGGAGUUGCAGCGAGUCGAGAGAGUGAAUGCAUCGAAGUUGGAUUCGCACGAGCGGCGGGGUCCAACCUGAACCAGGGGUUUGAUGCAGCCAAAGAGGCAGUGGUGGCCAGGUGGGCUGAGGAGGACACUCAAGGGCGACCCAAGUACACCUCUUUCUCUCCUCUCCUUAAGAAUGUGACGCGGACGGCACAGCUGCUGGAGGAGGCGUCGAAGGUGGUGGUGGAACUGAUUCGUAAAACCCGGGUGGGUAAGAGGUGUAGGGGCGUGUGGCUGCUCACUGGCCUCGAGAAGCAUGUCAUUCCCCUCAUUAAUCUCGACAAGCCUCUCGCCGAGGAUCUGGGACUAGUAAUGUCAUUUCGUUGCAUGGUUGGAUCACCAUACCCCAAUGUGGAUGGUUCGUGUAUCAGCCAGGAAUCUCCUGACCUGGGGUCUGUUGGAUCAAAGUUCCUCAGGCUCCAGCCAGCUGUUGCUGCCAAAGAUGGAUUUGCUCCUCGGGAGUCUGUGAAUGAGGAGAAGACGCUGCCCACAGCCCGCCAAGUGGCGCAAGUGCUGAGGAAACACAUAAAGAAGCCACCUGUGACUGGCAUUUUUUCUGAGUGGAGCCACUUCAUCCAGAGAGACAUCUUCAGCAUCCCAGAGUCGCCAUUGGCAGAGGAUGUGGACUGCUGCCUGUCUCCAGAGGCAGAGGAUUGUGCACCCAUUCCUGUUGGCAAGGAGGACCCAAUCUACUCUGUCCUAACUUGCAUAAAUUUCAGAAGAUCUGCUCGAGCACAAGCAAUCCUUGGACAUAGAGAAUCUUUCUCUUUCGUCUCGACAUACUUGGAUGCUACACCUCUCUAUGGACCUACAGACAGGGUUGCCUUCAAUAGGAAGACAGGAUACUUUGGUUACCUCAAGGGUCCCGAGUCUGACGAGAAGACAGAAAAGGAUAAACAAGGGGGAGAGAAGAAUGUGAAAUGUGCCGCGCCCGAGAACAUGAAGGGAUGCUUCCAGCUGCAGGAAUCCGAUGACUUGAUUGAAGACUUGAAGCUGCUGCUGGUACUAGAGCAUAACAGACUAGCCGAUGCCUUGGCCGAAAUUAAUCCUCACUUCGAUGAUGCCCUUCUGUAUAAUGAGGCAAGACGGAUCCUCAUAGCGGAGUAUGACCACAUCACCUAUGGCGAAUUCCUGCCGGUACUGAUGGGGAAGGAAGUGGUGAAGAAACACUCCCUCAACCCUGGUGCUGAAGGAAUAGCUGCUGGAUACAUUAAAGAAGUCAACCCAGGCAUUCUCAACUCCUUUGCCCUGGCUGCCUACAGGAAUCCUUCUAUGCACACAGAGUGGCAGUCAGAGUGGGGACGGAGCAACAUCAUGGAGUCGAUGCACUAUAAUUCUAUCCGUGAGGACCCUUACCAAGACCUGUUGGCCAUGGACGUACAGAGGGGCCGUGACCAUGGUCUGGCUGGGUACAGGGUGUGGCGUAAGUUCUGUGAUGGUGACCACUCUUACGAUUCCUUUGAGGACCUUAAACGAGGACUUCCCAAGGAGCUCGUAGAGGAUCUUAAGUCCCUCUACCAAGACGAGUUGGACGACCUGGACGCUCAGGUGGCGCUGCUGGAGGAGCCCACAGAUGGAGGCAUCAUAGGAAAGACCUACACCUGCAUUCUGGCUGAUCAGUUUGCCCGUCUGAAGACUGGAAACCGACUGUACUGGGAGCAUCCGAGCAGCCUCUUCACUGUAGAGCAGAAGGACUACGUUAAGACAGUGACAUUGGCACACCUACUGUGUUCGAAUUUGCAUCUCCAUGCUGUCCCCACCAAUGCCUUCCUCCCUCAAUCUGACAGUAAUCCUCUGGUGAAGUGUUCCGACUUGCCAGUUGGCGACCUCACCCCAUGGAAGGACACGGCACUCAUAGAGAAGAUGAAGAAAAUGAAGGCUGGGCAGGACAAGGCUGGGCAGGACAAGGCUGGGCAGGACAAGGCUGGGCAGGACAAGGCUGGGCAGGACAAGGCUGGGCAGGACAAGGCUGGGCAGGACAAGGCUGGGCAGGGAGAGCAGCAGGCACCGCAGCUGGAGAAGACCACCUCCAAAGAGGAACUGUAAAUCAGCUGUUGCACACCUGAUUCCUGAAGACACAGCUUUGUUAUUCCACUUCUCACACAUCCAGUGCUGCAGGGACUCGACUUGUUUAAUGAAAUUUCUAAGCUAACUUAAUGGAAUUACAAUAAUUAUAAUUGUAAAUACAAUACUGAAAUUUUUCAGGACUAGUCGCGUUUAAAAAGUGCUAAUGAGCAUUACGAUGUACUGGGUAGUUAGACGGGACAAGACACAUUUGUCUCUUGUAUUGUAAACCUUAUGGUAAACGCGAGAUUGGUUGCAACACUGUAGCGUCAGUUUCCCGUGUUUGCUGUUGGUCGGUUGUAUCACUGUUUUGUUGCUUGUAUGUUGUAAAUGCAGUGCCUUGUUACAACUGUGUAAUGUUCAAAUUUAUUUUUAUACUUAUAACAUUGGUUGACUAAAAUAUAUUUUGGUGUUAAUUGUUUUGACUGGCAACAAUGGCUCGCUAGUCCAUAAUGUUCGGUUAUAAUAUUAAAGAUUUGUUACUGUUGAA
Messenger RNA from Procambarus clarkii (red swamp crayfish), 2745 nucleotides. Its product is annotated as peroxidase. Gene Ontology annotation, biological process: response to oxidative stress. The record is from RefSeq and is a predicted model, not a curated record. NCBI's taxonomy places the organism in Eukaryota, Metazoa, Arthropoda, Malacostraca, Decapoda, Cambaridae. Gene Ontology annotation, molecular function: heme binding; peroxidase activity.